GAAUCCCCAACCCGAAAGCAUUAAUAGUGGGCAAAGAAACACCAAAAAAUCCAAAGUCUUAGUUUUUUUGGGUUUGAACAUUAUUUAUAUAAUGUUACUUCUUUGACACUUGUACGGUGUGUACAUCUCGUUUAUGGUAUUUAGGAAGCACCCAAGUGAGAGAUUCUAAUUAACAAAUAACCACCACCCGCAAAAAACUUCAGUUUUUCGGUUUACUUUGGUGCAAAAAAAGUUGAGAUUUUUCGUAGCUUGAGCUCAUCGUAAUCAAUGGAGGUCAACACUCAAACAAUGCAAAAGUCAAAGUUUGGAAGAAUCUGUGUGUUCUGUGGAAGCAGUCAAGGCAAGAAGAGUAGUUACCAAGAUGCUGCUGUGGAUCUAGGCAACGAACUGGUUUCAAGGAACAUUGAUCUAGUCUAUGGAGGUGGCAGUAUAGGUUUGAUGGGUUUGAUUUCACAAGCUGUUCAUGAUGGUGGUCGUCAUGUUAUUGGAGUUAUUCCCAAGACACUCAUGCCUAGAGAGUUGACCGGUGAAACAGUAGGAGAAGUAAGAGCAGUUGCAGAUAUGCAUCAAAGAAAAGCAGAGAUGGCUAGACACUCUGAUGCUUUUAUUGCCUUACCAGGUGGAUAUGGAACGCUUGAAGAACUGUUGGAGGUCAUAACAUGGGCUCAACUUGGUAUUCAUGACAAACCGGAAUAUUCGCCUUGCCAUGAAAGUGUUGCGUCUAAGCUUUGCUGGGAGAUCGAGCGGAUUGGCUACUCUUCUGAAGACUGAUACUAAACAAGAUCUAUUUAAACAUAUAACUAUUGAAUGUCAGGAGAUUUCAAGAUUAGAUCUUACUUAAGGAAGGAAACAGAUUCUUAAGAUCUUAACUUUUGAUUAGGAGAGUAAACUAUAAAUUUCCACUGAGGGAGGAAAUUAUUUUGUGUAAAUUACUACUUUUCUUUAGCUCUGAAAUGUUUAUGUUUCUAAGAAUCACUUUCCUCUGUAACUUAACCAAGGAAGUUAAAUGCGUUUGUCUUUUUUAUCUCUUAGUAUCAUUUAUGUAUAUGCAAAAAUGAAAAGAGCCAAACUUUGAUCUUCAUAUUAUUAAAAUUGAAACAAUUUUCGUUGUCUAUACAACAUCUGACUAAACUUGAAACUAAACUCACAAGUACAAUUUCAUUCUCAUGGUUAAAAAAACUAAGACUCACAGUAAUGACUUACGCUAAUCUCUAUGCUCUGUUAACAAAACCAAAUCUAUCUGCCUAGAGAUUAGAUUGAUUCAUCUUCUUCGUCAGUUUCACCACGAUCAUAGCAGAACUCUGAAGAACCGGAUGAGUUCUCAGUCUCCAAACUCUUAAGCUUUUGGAUUGCAUCUUGUACAUCAAAGAACAGAGAAUCUUUAGCUGCUCUCAUCGCAUCUUUCUUCUGAUUAGCAAUAGGUCUUAGGUUCUCUUUCCCCAGUCGAGUAGACUCUGCUUUUCUUUUAGCUUCCCUAAUAUGCAGAUGAUCAAUGUACUUCUCAUGCAACGCCUUGUUUUUCACCUGUUUCAGCACUGGAGGGCUAACUAGCAUUCUUUGAUCUUUAUUUGAACCAGGCAUUGGACUUUCAAGGAUUCUCGGAAGACUUUGCCCUUUCUCCGUUGGAGUUGAGAGACAGUUGCUUGUGGCGCCAGGCUCAAGAACCGAGAAGAGAUCAAAUCCAAGACCUUGAUCCAUAUGGUUCUGCUUCUCCAGCAAAUGCCUGAUGGCUUUCUUUGAGAGAUUGCCUCUGCGAUGUCGUAUCUUAGUCUUUGGUGAAUUGGGUUUCAGUAGUUUGCUUGCAGAGAGCGAAAACUGCGGGAUUGUUGAUAAGUUCGUCUUCCUGGCUCUUGAACGAGGCUGAGCUUGACGAGGAGUGAUAAGAUCUGAGUUCACUCUAUCAAAACAUUCUUGCGCAGAUUUUCCAGGUACCAUCUUAGAAACCUUUUUCCAGAAAUUAGGACUCGGCUUCACUGUCAAAUAAGCUCCCUGCAGAGCUAACUCCAGCUCCUCUGUCCAUCCUUUCUCGAGCUUGUUCUUUGUCUUCAAUCCUUCUUCUUCUUCUUCUUUUUCUUCUUCCUUUUCUUUUCUCUUCUCUUCAUCAGCUUUCAGCACAUCGUUUUCUUCCUCGUUAUCCUUUGCAAUUCUCAUCUUUUUCCCCUCACUAAGGCAGACACUAACUUCUUCUUCUUUUUCUUCAUCAUCGUCACUACCUCUAAACAUCGGCUUAAUCUUUGGACGAGUACGAGUUCUACUUCUGUCCCUAGCUUUGACACUAUCUCUACCAUUUUCUCUCUCAGAUGAAGCUGAUUUCGUGCUACAUCUACUCAAAACGCUGUUACCUGAUUUUCUCCCACUGGAGGAAGAUUGAAGAUCCACAGAAGCUCCUCCACUCGAAAAUCUUGGAGAUCGUCUGAGAGUAAAAGGCGGCGAAACAUUGGUCGAAUUCAAGCGAGACGAUGGGGUAGCUGCAGGCUUCGUAGAACUAGAUCGUGGAGACUUGUCUUUGCUGCCAUUGAAAAGUCCUCUGUUUAAAACCCUAAGAGACCGCCUCAGCGAAGGAAACCCAUCGAUCGAAUUGUUCGAUCCUGACCCACCAGAUGAGAAUACCAAUCUCUUUGAUGGUACUUGUCCUCCGAGUUCCCGACGGAUUUUCCUCGGUGGUUCCGAGCCAAAGACCAGAUCUUUCCUUUGCCCAUCUCGAUUUUGAAGAGAGACAAGCCUCGCCGAUCGACGGAGAACAGAUGUUGCGGGUUGCGGCGACACGACGGGAGAUAUCUUCGCCGGCAUUUCAACGGAAACUGGAAAAAAAGGGUAAUCGCAGACCCGUAAAACCCUAGAAAGCCUGGGCUCCGUCGUCGAGAUUCAGGGAUGAAACAAACCUUGGGGAACAAAAACUAAAGCUUGCUUACUUCUUCAACUCCUCCUUCUCGCUAUGAUGCCUCCGAAAAUGCAGAGAUUCAUCUGUCCAUGAGUUUUCAAUUUCAGUAGCGACUUCAAAUUACCUUUAAGUCAAAACUCACGGGAAACAAAGAAUGGUAUUGGCAUCAGUGACAUAUAAAAGUAUUGGUAUCAGUGCCACUGCCUAAUUUCUUCCAAAUAACGAUUUGAACCACAAGAGUGACCAAAAAGAUUUCACAAGUUAUAAAAAUUUCGUCAUUUAAAAUGCUCAUAGUGAAAUUCAAGGGACACAAAGAAUGAUAUCAUCAUCAUUGCCACAGCCUAAUUUCUUCGAAAUAACCAUUUGAACAAA
Thlaspi arvense is the source of this 3253-nucleotide messenger RNA. NCBI's taxonomy places the organism in Eukaryota, Viridiplantae, Streptophyta, Magnoliopsida, Brassicales, Brassicaceae. The record is from the annotation of a GenBank genome assembly.